Molecule: messenger RNA, 1988 nt
Organism: Papaver somniferum (opium poppy)
Lineage: Eukaryota; Viridiplantae; Streptophyta; Magnoliopsida; Ranunculales; Papaveraceae
Product: abscisic acid 8'-hydroxylase 4-like
Exons: 9
Coding region: 66-1523 (485 amino acids)
Biological process (GO): sterol metabolic process
Molecular function (GO): (+)-abscisic acid 8'-hydroxylase activity; heme binding; iron ion binding
Source: RefSeq, a predicted model, not a curated record
CUCCAUUACACCACCCAACUCUCCCAUUCACAGACAACACAAUCCCAAAAUCUAGAGAGACAGAGAUGUUUAGUUUAUUUGUACAUGUGCUUCUGUUACUUCCUAUAGUCCUAACAUAUAUAUUCUUCCAUCGAAAGAGAAACCAAAACCAUGAUCGAGUACGAGCAAAGCUUCCACCAGGUUCAAUGGGUUGGCCUUAUAUUGGAGAGACACCACAACUGUAUUCGCAAGACCCUAAUGUCUUCUUUGCUAGUAAACAAAAAAGGUAUGGAGAGAUAUUCAAAACACAUAUACUUGGUUGUCCAAGUAUUAUGUUGACGAGUCCUGAAGCAGCGCGAUUCGUAUUAGUUACGCAUGCUAAUUUGUUCAAUCCAACGUAUCCUAAAAGUAAAGAGAAAAUGAUAGGACCAUCAGCUCUGUUUUUUCACCAAGGAGAUUAUCAUUCUCGUCUUCGAAAAAUUGUUCAAGGUUCAUUAUCUCCAGAAAGCAUAAAGGGACUUGUACCAGAUAUCGAACGCAUCGUCAUCACGACAUUAAGUUCAUGGGUUGGCAAUGAUAACCACAUUGUUAAUACUUACCAUGAAGUGAAAAAGUUCUCGUUUGACAUCGGCAUACUCUCAAUUUUUGGUCAGUUAGAUUCUUAUUACAAAGAAGAAUUGAAGAAAAAUUACUUCAUAUUAGAUAAAGGAUACAAUUCUUAUCCUACAAAUAUGCCAGGAACUCUAUACAGCAAGGCUGUCUUGGCAAGAAAAAGAUUGAGUAAGAUUCUAAGUGAAAUUAUUGGUAAAAGAAUGGAGAAAAGAGUAGAGGAUAAAGAUCUUUUGGGCUGUUUGAUGCAUUCCGAUGAUGAAAAGGCGGGAAGUUUGACGGACGAUCAAAUUGCUGACAAUAUAAUUGGAGUUUUGUUUGCUGCUCAAGACACUACAGCUAGUGUUCUUACAUGGAUUCUCAAGUACCUCCAUGAUCACCCAAAACUUCUAGAAGCAGUGAAAGCUGAGCAGAAAGCAAUAUAUGAAAUGAAUGAUGGAGGAAUCAAGCCCUUGUCAUGGUCUCAAACUAGAAAUAUGCCUGUCACUUUUAGAGUUGUAUUGGAGAGUUUGAGAAUGGCAAGCAUCAUAUCAUUCACAUUCAGAGAAGCUGUAGAAGAUGUUGAAUACAAAGGUUACCUUAUUCCCAAGGGUUGGAAGGUAAUGCCUUUAUUCAGAAAUAUUCAUCAUAACCCUGAAUUCUUUCACGAGCCUCAGAAGUUUGAUCCAUCAAGAUUUGAGGUUGCACCAAGACCCAAUACAUUUAUGCCAUUUGGAAAUGGAGUACAUUCAUGUCCAGGGAAUGAACUUGCCAAAGUGGAGAUUCUUAUAUUACUGCACCACUUAAUAACCAAGUUCAGGUGGGAAGUGAUAGGAUCUCAAAGUGGGAUUCAAUAUGGCCCAUUUCCAGUCCCACAAGAAGGAUUACCAGCAAGAUUUUGGAAAGCAGAAUCAGACACUAAUAAUCAAACACACCAUGGAUUGUCAUCAACUUAGGAGGGAUUGGGGUACUCCUAGCUUAGCUCUCUUAACAUCAUCAUUCAGGAUUUGAAGAAAAACUAGGGAGACAUUAAAAUAUAUCCUCUAUCUUUUCUUUUGAUUCUGUUAUCAAUUUCAUUUUGAAACAAUUGGUACUCGAAUAUCUCUUACUAAGUUUAUUUCAGCAUUUCAUAAUAAAAUUUUGUAGCAAUUGAUCCCACAUUCCUACUACUACUUAUGAACUGUAGAUUGAUCAAGUAUUCAAUCAUGCAUGGCCAUUUAUGUGUGCGUUAUACAGCGUCACGUACUCAGUACGUGCUCACACCUGUCAUCCUGUAAAUGAUUAAAGUAUGUGACAACAAGGAAGGGACAAGUGUUGGCAAUGUAUUUGGCCCAUAGAAAGAAGUGGUUUUUGUUGUUGUUGUCACUCUCUAAAGACACAAGAUUUUGUGGAAUAUAUCUGUUUUUGUUUAAUUUGGUAAA